AUUACACAUCCCUUUUCUCUCCCCUUUUUCCUUUCUUUCUUUGUACCAAUACAACAAUGGCAGAGCUAGAAAUCACUCAAAAUCAAAGCCUGAUGCCAAAACUCAUCGAUUACUUAUCUUCUCUGCUCCAAAAGGUGGCUGAAGCUAACGAUAUUAAUGGCAGAUUUCAACCCCAAAAGAUCUCAGUUUUUCAUGGACUUACAAGGCCAAAUAUCUCAAUUCAGAAUUAUUUAGAGAGGAUUUUCAAGUAUGCAAAUUGUAGCCCUUCUUGUUUCGUUGUUGCUUAUGUUUAUCUUGAUCGGUUUACUCAGUGCCAGCCUUCUUUGCCCAUCAAUUCCUUCAAUAUUCAUCGUCUCCUUAUUACCAGUGUCAUGAUUGCUGCUAAAUUCAUGGAUGAUAUGUACUACAAUAAUGCAUAUUAUGCAAAAGUUGGAGGAAUAAGCACCACAGAGAUGAACUUUCUAGAAGUGGAUUUCCUAUUUGGAUUGGGUUUUCGCUUAAAUGUGACACCCACUACUUUCCAAACCUAUUGUUCAUAUCUUCAAAAAGAGAUGCUUCUGCUUCAGCCACCACUCAAUUUAGAUGAUUCUUCCUUAUAUAUGGGAAGAUCACCAAAACUCCAAUACAUUUGUUUCAAUGAAGAUGAUUCCUCUUCCCAACAACAACAACAAUUAGUUGUUUAAAUUCGAUUAGUCUUAUUGAUGUAGUUAUCAAGUUAGGUUUAGGGUCCGUUUUUAAACCAAAAAUUGUACUAAAAAAAAAGAGCUGUGUGGUUGUUGUAUUUUGCAUUUUUUUUCUUUCUAAUUUUCCAUUUUGGGGGUGAUUUAGAACUCAAAAAUGAAUUGAUAUGUACAUAUGGGUGCUUUUACUUUACAGUCUGGCCAAAAAGUUUAUUUCUUUA
Molecule: messenger RNA, 901 nt
Organism: Nicotiana attenuata
Lineage: Eukaryota; Viridiplantae; Streptophyta; Magnoliopsida; Solanales; Solanaceae
Product: cyclin-U4-1-like
Exons: 2
Coding region: 57-683 (208 amino acids)
Biological process (GO): regulation of cyclin-dependent protein serine/threonine kinase activity
Molecular function (GO): protein kinase binding
Source: RefSeq, a predicted model, not a curated record